Molecule: messenger RNA, 5173 nt
Organism: Plutella xylostella (diamondback moth)
Lineage: Eukaryota; Metazoa; Arthropoda; Insecta; Lepidoptera; Plutellidae
Gene: LRR
Product: capping protein regulator and myosin 1 linker 1 leucine rich repeat protein
Biological process (GO): cell migration; regulation of Arp2/3 complex-mediated actin nucleation
Cellular component (GO): plasma membrane; lamellipodium
Molecular function (GO): protein binding
Source: RefSeq, a predicted model, not a curated record
AAGUGCACACAUGCAAUCUUUCCUAUGCAAAUAUACAAUAAUAUUAACAUUAAUUAUAACUUUAGACUGGUACCAAAAACCCAGAUAGAUUCUAAAUUAUCAAUAGGCACAAUUUCAUUACAAUUCAUGUUUAUAAAUAAAUGCUUAUGUAUAAUUUUAUGUUCUAUCUACUAAGUACAUACAAUAUACAUGGGCAUAAAUAUAUUGCUUAUACAUUUUUACAAUACUAUAUCAAUUGAACAAUAGUAUAUUAACCUAGCUGCACCCUAAACUGUAUUGAAUAACAAGCAUUAUCUACAACAUACACACUGGGACUGAACUAUUGUUAUCAUGACUCAUGUAGGUGUGGGUGUGUCACACAUUCAUUGCAAUACCACUUGCCGUGUGCAUGUGUAGGUAUGCUGUGUUAACAAUUGCUAUGAGUGUAUUUGAUUCCUGUGGCCAUGCAACACCCACUAGUAAUUGUAGACUGUGGUCACAUGCAGAAUAUAAAACUGAUGUUCCAAUUCACUGUGUGAAUUUUAAUGCAUUUUAUACUGUAUGUAUACAUUGCAGGUUGUAACAGCAUACAGAAUAUUUAUCACAACAACAAAAGUACCAACCAGAAUCGACAAUGGAUUUCACCUGAUGGAAAUUGAAGCCCUUGAGAGUAAAAAGGCCAAUCACCUGUCAAUAACACUGAUCCACGAACACAAGCCAGUGUCCAUUCUAAUUGGAGAGGAAGGAACAACAGAUGGUGUAAUGAAUGCUAUUCACGCAUUCGCAGCAGCCUUUGAUGAUCUAUUUCCUAAUGUACCAAUGGAAGAUAUUAUUAGCAAGGUCAACUUGCCGUUUGAGCUGCCGUCUGUUUGCGGCACUAGGAAGCAUUCAACUUGCGGGGACUUCUCUAAUCAGUAUGCGGCUAUGUGCGAUCUCUGCCAAACGCCGUUCAGGGCGGAGGUUGCGUGGGACAUCGACACAAUAUAUCUGGCGCACGACAUUAGAUCACUACACUUGAAAGACUUUGAUCAUUUAGAACAAAGAGAUCUAAUCCCGCUGCUGAUCGCGUUACAACACAACACGUGGUUCACGGGGAUCUGCGGCGACGGCGUGCGCGUCGGCGGCGAAGCGUGGGAGGCCGUCGCCAGGGUCAUCAGAUGCGCGGCGCCGCCCCACCAGAAGCUGAGCUGGCGCGGCGCGUCGCUGCGCGCGGACCACGCGGCGCGGCUCGGCCACGCGCUGUGCCGCGCGCGCCGCCCGCCCGCCAUGCACUCGCUCGACCUGUCGCAGAACCACGUCGAGGACAAGGGUGCAAUAAGCAUACUCUCCGGUCUAGCGCAAAACCCGGACGGGCUUCGUUCCAUCUCGCUCUCGCAGUGCGGAGUGACAGGGAAGACGGUAUCGCACCUCGCGACCAUCCUCAACGACAACGUGUGCCAUCUGAGCACGCUGUCUCAUCUCGACCUCUCGCACAAUAAUCUUAAGGACGAUGUACAUACUCUGUAUAAUUUUUUGGCGCAGCCGAAUGUAUUGACGCAUUUAAACUUGACGAAUACUGAAACUACUUUAGAAAACAUGUGGGGAGCCCUACUCCGCGGCUGCGCGGCGCGUCUCUCGGAACUGUCCCUCGGGCGCAACCCGUGGUCUCUCUCGCGCCGGCCCAAGGACCCGCCGCAAGCCUUCCGACAGUUCUUCACGGCUUGUUUAGCCUUGAGCAGCUUGGACUUGUCGUACUGUAAGAUGCCGCCGGACGCUUUGAAGAGCCUGCUCCUCGGCCUCGCCUGCAACGAGAGCGCGGGCGGCGUGCGGCUGAGCCUGGCCGGCGUGCUGGCGUCGGCGCAGGCCGCGCACGUGCUGGAGUCGUGCGUGCACGGCGUGCGCUGCCUCACCACGCUCGACCUCAGCGACAACAACAUGGAAUACGAGCUCUCAGGCAUAAUCCGCGCGAUCGGCAAGAACCAGUCCAUCACUGGCCUGUCGCUGUCUCGACUCACGGGCAAGAGGUCCUUCGCCGCGCCGCUAGUGCAGGCGUUAGUGCAUACACUGCAGGAACCUGAUUCAGCAUUGACGGACUUAAAUCUUAGUGACUGUAAACUUAAGGGCGACCUCUACGGGCUACUAAACGCGUUAGGCGGCGCGCGGCGCCUGCGCACGCUAGACGUGAGCGGCAACCUGGCGGGCGACGCCGGCGCGCGGCUGCUAGCUAAAGCACUGCAGUGUAAUUGUACGCUGCAGACGCUGUAUAUAGACAGGAACGCGUUUAGUUUGCAAGGUCUGACGGACAUAGCGACGGCGCUGCGUCGCUCGGUGUCGGUGCGGCGCGUGGAGUUCCCCGGCUGCGACGCGGCGGGCGGCGGCCGCGGCGCCAGCGAGCGCGUGGCGGCGCUGUGGCGCGACCUGCACGAGAGACUAGCAAGCAACGCGGCGCCCUCUCACUCGCACCGGCUGCGCGCGCUCGCCCUAGAGCGGGCUUGGGCGGGCGGCGACGCGUCGGCGGCCAUCGCGGCGUGCGCGGCCGCCGCUCUGCCGCCGCCCGCCCUGCCCGCCGCCACCGAGCGCGCCGCCGCCGCCGCGCACCAGAUACUGCACCAGUAUUUACAGCGCUGCAGCGAAGUGUUCGCGGCGAUGGGCGGCAACGCGCACGGCGGCGAGCUGGUGACGCUGCAGGCGGUGCGCGACGCGCUGCAGCCGUGCGCCUGCGCGCUGCAGGACCUGCUCAACGAGGCGGUGGAGCAGCUGGCGCUGUGGGCGUGCGAGGGCGUGGACUGCGCGGACAGCGAGCCGCGCCGCGCGGGCGCCAUGCCGGACCUGCUGGCGGCGCGCGAGCACGCGGGGAAAUUGGAUUAUUUGAACUUGGCGACGCCGCUAGGGGGCCGCAGACGCGAGCGCGGCGGCCGAAGGGUUAGGCCGAAGUCCGUGGCCGAACAGCAGUGCAGUAGCAACGAGAUGCUAUCUCUGCCGCCACUGUUGGCCGAAGCGGCCGACGCGCUAGCCGAAUUACCUGCUCACACUCUGCAACAUCUUGUCAAAGGUCGCCCAAGACGCGUAAAAACGAGAGCUCCGACGCGGCCUAUAACUGACCAAUGUCAAGACAUCGAUGAAGGUCUGGAAGAGUUCUGGCGCUGCCGCUCGCCGCCGUCGGAGCGCGCGUCACUAUCAUCUCGCACGCCGCUCACCUCGCGCUCGCUGCACUCCCUGUCCUCUCUACACUCGCCCACGCUGCAGGACGACACCAUGUACAGUGGGACAUCGGGUGAAAGCACGCCAGUCUUGCAGUUGGAGCCAGAAGUUUCUCGGUGCAAGUCGACGGACAACGUUGGCACGAAGGCGAAUGCCUCCACGCCGCCGCCGUCGCGCUCUUCAGACAACGUCAACACUAUGGGGAACGGCUCGCGCACGCCGGGCAAGGCGCGGCCCUGGUCCGUGGCCGGCGUCAACGCGGAGCCCGCCGCCGCUUGCACCACAGAGGGCGUGGAGGCGUGCGUGGGCGGCUCCAUCGUUGGCAUCACGCCCGGCGCCGCGCUAACCAGCUCAAUGCUACGAGAUCAUCCUUUAACUCCAGAGAGUAGUGAGACCUAAGCCGAGGCCAAGCCGAGGCGGUUGCGGGCGGCGCGAGGAACGCGACAGUCACGUGAUAGCGGAGCAGGGUUCAAUGUCCACAGUAACACUGAAUUUAUUGUAAAGGUCCGUACGCACUCGACCUGUACCGAACAUUACUUGAUCGAGCCUUUGUGAUUGUGAAAUUUAUGGAUAAAAUGCGAGCUACUUCAAAAGGCUAGAGCACGAAGCUAUACAAAUUUACCUAAUUAUGUAUUUAGGAACUAGUAGACUCGGUCAAGGAAGGUUAAGCGUCAAGAUUGGGCUCUCCGUCGCCAUCACACACCUUCCUAAAUUCAGUUUGUAGAUGAUGAUGAGCGUGCGUGAAUAAGAUAAUAAAAAUUUAAAGUCCGAAUUACUUUAGGAAGGUGUGAAAUAAGCCCAAUGUGCGUACAUACCUUUACUCACAUGCUCAUCAUUGUGCCACAGUUAGAGAUCUUUUUGAUAAACGUAAUUUAAAUUACCAACUUGCAGCCAUUUUAGUUUUGCCAGUAUGUAGUCGAUAAGCGUACAGUUACAAAUACAUAGUAUGAAUCGAAUAGAAGGAUGGUAAGCAACAGAGUAGUUUGCGGAUGUGACAUGGCCACAACUUGCAUAUUUCGAAUCUAAAAGCCUAACAAUUUUAUUGUAGUUAGCGUUAAAAUAAAUUAGCUCAUCUAUUAAGAUAUUGUUAAAAUGAUAACAUUCUCUGCAUUUGAAACUAUUUGUACAGUUUAAGAGCACGCGCAAACUAAACUUUGCCUACAAUGUGUGAACGGCCACACGUGCCUAGAAUCAAAGUAUAUUUUAUUUUAAGAUUUAUUUAAAAAUAUUUAACCACAUUAUAAUAGACAUGUCAAAUUCUUUAUUUAUCUUUACUGUGAUUCAGUUAGUAUUAUAAUUUUGUUUUGUAUCAAUGUAGUCACCAUAAUUAUGUUAGCAUGCAUAAUUAAAUUAAACUUAGAUUUUAUGAGUUCGUUAAAGACAAACAUUAUGUAUGUAUUCCAAAAUUGAGACAACCGUUGGUCUUUCCUAGUCAUUGAUAAAGGCCUAUUACAUAAAACGCACAAUUAAUUUCAAGUUAUGAUGAGGUACUUCCAUUGGUUUCUUAAUAAUAUUCUUACAAAUAAAAUAUAGUGGAAAGAUAUCUUCCAAUCUUACUAUCAUUCCUUUGAAUAAAUAAAUAGUAGGAUUCGAGUAUUUUAAAAAUAUGAACAAGUGUGAUUUUAACAAUGAAGUUCAAACAUGAAGUGGUUUUGUAGAUUAGUGAUUUCCAGAGUGAUCUAAUGGUUCAAUUUUACGAUAAUUAUGAUGAAGUAGAACGAAAAGAACUCACUGCGUAUGUUAAGUGUUCAUUAGAGUUAAUAUACUGCCGAGAAAUUCGUUAAGCCGGUCUUUUUCUGAACUAUCUGAUAUAGAUUUGUGUUGUAUAGUAUAUUGCUAAAUUAUUUCAAUGUAUUUUUAUAUUCCAUUCCAUUAAGUUACGUACCUAUAUGUUAUGAUUUUAUCUAGCUCUUCGGUACCAGACUGAUUUAAAGGUACUUUUAUUUUAUGGUGCAAUUUAUUGUCUAGAGCGUUGUGAUAAUCUGUUUACAAUUACAUACAUUAUACAGCAAUA